CGCUUAGUGUAACUUUCUUUCCAACCUCCUCAGCCUUCACCAGGAAGCAACAACCUCGGUCAUCAUGGAAACAGUCAGCCAGAAUCGAUGAUGCCUAUCUAGCAGCCUUCCUACAUUUGCAAGACUACAUAUGAAUUGUCGUCAUGGCAGCCCAAGAGCUUGACCAAAGUCCUGCCAGCAAACGGCUGAAGCUCGACCUUACACCGCGCUCUCACGCGGGUACCAGCACUACCAUAACAACCUCGCAACCGGUCGAGCUUGAGAAAACGGUGUCUAAAUCAUUGACCCGACCCAUCAGCCCUCCACUUUCCAGGCGUAAACGGUCUGCAACUCCAACAUUACUGAAGUCACGUGCAGAGAAUACUGGCAUCCCAACAGCAAGAGCAGCGAAAUUGCAGUCGUUACAACCAACUCCUCAAUCCCGGAAUUUUCUCCCCUCCCCGAUUCAGCUCACUCGUAUUAAAGACCUUGCUCCCACCCAGAAUGUAGAUACUGUUGACCUUAACGACAUCUUGGGUGAUCCCAUGAUCAAGGAAUGCUGGAACUUCAAUUUCUUGUUUGAUCUGGAUUUUGUGAUGAAGCACUUUGAUCCUGAUGUCCGGGAGAUCGUGAAGGUUAAGAUUGUACAUGGGUUUUGGAGGCGAGAGGACGAACGAAGGCUGGGUCUCCAGGAAACCGCGGAGCGUUACCCCAACAUUGAGCUUAUCAGUGCCUAUAUGCCUGAUCCAUUCGGUACCCACCAUUCCAAAAUGCUAAUUCUCUUCCGCCACGACGACCUGGCUCAGAUCAUCAUCCACACCGCGAACAUGAUCUCUCGGGACUGGUGCAACAUGACCCAAGCUGUAUGGAGUUCCCCACUUCUACCACUCCAGCCCUCAGAAACUGGCGAUUAUCCAGGAAGACAGGACGAGAAAGAGGCCCACCCAAUUGGGAGUGGGGCACGCUUUAGAAUCGAUAUCCUGAGAUACCUUCGUGCAUAUGGGAAGCGAUUAGGAGAUUUGCUAAACGAGAUUUUGAAAUAUGAUUUUUCAUUCAUCCACGCCGCUUUCAUCGGCAGCACACCCUCUCGCCAGAAGCCUAGUGCUGCAAGACCAGAUAUCCAGACGGCGUGGGGCUGGACUGGGCUAGGAGAACUUUUAUCUAGUAUCCCCGUCCCUCCCUUAGAAGAUAGGAAGUCCCCUCCACACGUCAUCAUUCAAGUUUCCUCAAUUGCAACACUCGGCCAAACACCCACCUGGCUUCAAAAUUUCCAAUCGAUCCUUAGUCGCACAGCGUCAUUGUUACCAGACAACUCCACAAGCCCAAACACCGCCUCACCCUCAAAACCGAAACCGUCGAACUUCUUCACUAAGCGCAACCCCAAACCUUUCCUCAAAUCCAAAUCCCUAGACCCCAAGUUCAGCAUUAUAUUCCCCACUGCUUCCGAAAUCCGUACCUCACUCGAUGGCUAUGGCUCCGGCUUCUCCAUUCACACAAAGCUCCAAUCUGCGGCUCAACAAAAACAACUCCAGUACCUCCACCCUCUCCUAUGCCACUGGGAAACGACCGGCAGGUCCCCAGAGCAGGAGAAACGAAGUGCUGAAAGAGGUUCUGCCGCUCCGCAUAUCAAGACUUACAUCCGUUUCAGUGAUUCUGAGCAGAGAAGGAUUGAUUGGGCCCUGGUGACGAGUGCGAAUUUAAGUAAACAGGCAUGGGGUGAGAUGGAAAAUAAGAAUGGGGAAGUGUGGAUUCAGAGUUGGGAGUGUGGGGUUGUGGUGUGGCCGGAUUUGUUCAAGGUGAGCGACGAGGAGGUUGUGGAGAUGGUGCCGGUUUUUAGGAGGGAUCUGCCCGGGGAGGGGGAGUUGAAUGGUGGUGAGAUUGGGGAAGAGGUUGAGGAGGGGAGGGGUCGAGAACUUAGGAAGACGUUUAUUGGGCUUAGGAUGCCUUAUGAUCUUCCGCUUGAACAGUAUGAAAAGGAUGAGGUGCCUUGGUGUGCGAGCUUGAAUAAUGAGGAGCCGGAUUGGAAGGGAGCUAUAUGGAAGGGCUACUAA
This is a messenger RNA of Lindgomyces ingoldianus, 2030 nucleotides long. RefSeq names its product phospholipase D/nuclease. Gene Ontology annotation, biological process: single strand break repair; double-strand break repair. Lineage: Eukaryota; Fungi; Ascomycota; Dothideomycetes; Pleosporales; Lindgomycetaceae. Bases 144 to 2030 code for a protein of 628 amino acids. The record is from RefSeq and is a predicted model, not a curated record. The transcript is spliced from 3 exons. Gene Ontology annotation, molecular function: double-stranded DNA binding; 3'-tyrosyl-DNA phosphodiesterase activity; single-stranded DNA binding. Gene Ontology annotation, cellular component: nucleus.